Messenger RNA from Gongylonema pulchrum, 690 nucleotides. The record is from the annotation of a GenBank genome assembly. Lineage: Eukaryota; Metazoa; Nematoda; Chromadorea; Rhabditida; Gongylonematidae.
AUGCAUCCAUUGCUGUCACGCAUCGCGCACCCUCUUCCGCAAGUACAGCGACAACGAGUGCAUUUGCAGAAGGAAUGCGGUAAUGUUGUGGACGCGUAUGUUGAGUACGACAUUGUGCUGAUCAUCAUCGAUCUGAUGCUACAGUACAUCACCGCCUACAGACAUCUGCUCGUCAACACAAAGAACCACGUACGGCUUGGUGUGCUAUUCCAUUUUACCAAGAGCGAGCGCAUAGGGGCAUUUCUAAGGCCGAAAAACACAUCGUCGACCUCACUAAGGUCGUAUCACAAAUUGUUUAUUGUAUUUCUCCUGUGCGACGCAUACAGCAAGUGGAUUCGUCGGCGGAUCAUUGCGGGCACCGAAAACAUCUAUGAUUUGGAGUGGAAAUUUUACGAAUGUUUGCUGCAAAGUGCGCUUGAGAUGCUCUCAUUCCUGGCUGUCUUGGUGUACUUGUUAUGGCCCGGCACGCUGCGCAUUAUUUCCCGAAAAUUGGCGAUGCAAAUUUGCUGUGCCGGAUUCUACGGAAACGUCUUUGUGGUGCUAUCGAUUGUCUGGGAUCUUCACGUGGUUUGGUCAUAUAGGGCCCUUACAGAACUAUUCAUAUUCAUAUCACAUGUACAGACUCAACGAGGUGAUUUUUGUUCCUUUCCAAAAAUGGCUGCCUUGUCUGUUGCAUCUUUAAAAUAUUAA